Molecule: messenger RNA, 831 nt
Organism: Pichia kudriavzevii
Lineage: Eukaryota; Fungi; Ascomycota; Pichiomycetes; Pichiales; Pichiaceae
Exons: 1
Coding region: 1-831 (276 amino acids)
Molecular function (GO): RNA binding
Source: RefSeq, a predicted model, not a curated record
AUGACAUUGCAAGGAAGUGGCAACGAAUAUUACAGUGGGGAGACGUCUAGAGGUCCAUCUUCCAGGUGGAGCGGUGACCACAAAGGGGGGUUGCCGGGCACAGACGCGGAUACGGACAUGGACACUGCGAUGGAUACCGGUCUGGGGGGUUUGGGCGACAGUCUGGGAAGCAGUAGAUACGACGACUUAAAUAGAAGUAGAGAUAGAAGCAGAAGCAGAAGCAGAAGCAGAAGCGCCAGUGUUGAUAGAAUUUUCCAUGAGGGAAGAAGUAUGGGAUACGGAGGCGAGCGGUCAUACCGAUCCAGAGACGAAACUCCGAGGGCUACAUUGUACGUUAGAGGCUUCGUUACGGGGGUUAGGGCCAAGACGCUUGCCGAUGUCUUUGAGAGGUACGGUCCAGUUGCACAGGUGGAUGUGUUACCGCCACGAAGGUCAGACGGUGAGCAGUAUGCGUUUGUUGCCUUUAGAAGUAUUUCUGCCAUGAAUGCAGUAUUGGACGAUAUUGAGAGCGGGAGGCCGAUCGAUGGCGGGGUGGCCAUUGACCCCAAAGUUGGUCUUUUAUGCGAGAGGGCCAGGAGGUUGCCCGUGUCACGGAGAGUAACAACGGCAGGAUCUCAGAGAAGAGACGGUCGAUACGGUGGACGGCAUGGCGUAGGGUUGUCCAGAGAGAGUGAUUACGAUAGGGGUAGUAGACACGAGAGAAGAGAGAGAGACUGUGAGAGAAGUUACAGGGGAAUGAGGUCAAUACCAAGGUCAGGAUCAAUACCAAGGUCAAGAUCGGGGCCAACAUCAAGGUCAAGAUCACCUGAUUGUGCUGUGGCGGAAAAAUAA